GAACCCGGAAGUACUUAUGUGAACACAAGUUACGGGACGUAUCUAACGGUUUUAAGGAAUUUUUUUGCAAACGCCAAAUAACUGAUCAUUGUCGCACAUGUUUCCGUACAUCUGUUAUCGAUGUCCUGUUGUUGGUUCAUAUUUGUGGUUGUAUAAAAGUGUCAGAUGCUAGCGUCGUGAUUUAGACUUGCUGAUUCUCAUGAUGGCAGAGCGCGUUAACAUCCAUCUGCAAAAAUCCACCAAGGACAAACUUGAAAAAUUCAAACAGAUAAGAGGUAAAGAAGUUCAGUCUGAUGAAUUCUGGGAUCUCGUGGUCAUCACUGCAGUGGAUGAAGACCAGAGGUCUGCUUAUGAAAUUUCAGAUCACUGACAAAACUGGAGAGGAAAGAAACUGCCUCUCGGAAUCAGAUAUCAUGUGUUUGCAGAUCCUCCAGGAUGCAAGAUUGGUAAUGGUGGAUCAACUUUACAUUCACUGCAGUGUCUACAUGAUAAAUAUGGCAAGUCACUGUCAGGAUUUAAAGUCAUCCUUAUCCAUGCAGGAGGAUUCAGUCAACGUUUGCCCAGUGCCAGUGCCCUGGGUAAAAUACUCACAGCUGUGCCCCUGGGAAACCCUUUAUAUCAAAUGCUGGAGCUCAAACUUGCAAUGUAUGUGGAUUUCCCCGCACACAUGAAGCCGGGGAUGCUGGUUACCUGUGCUGAUGAUAUAGAGCUCUACAGUGUUUCUGACCAAGAGAAUGUGGUGUUUGAUAAGUCCGGUUUUACUGCCUUAGCACAUCCCUCCCCUCUCUCUAUUGGUACCACUCAUGGAGUUUUUGUUCUCGAACCUGCAGAGACGCCCAGAAUUUGUGAUAUGGAAUACAGAACUUGCUCUAAAUUUCUGCACAAACCAAGCGUCGAAAAGAUGUUCAAAUGCAACGCCGUAUGCAAGAGGGAAGGAGAGGAGUUCGUUUACACUGACAGCACUUACUAUUUUGAUUACGGGACUGCCAUGACCCUGCUGACCUUGUUCCGUGAAAUCAGCCCUCUGACAUGCGAAAUCGAUGCUUAUGGAGACUUUCUUCAAGCCCUGGGGCGAAGAGCUACUGUGGAUUACACGGAAAACACUGCCAACGUCACAAAGAAGGAAAACGGUCUCGUUGAGAUUCGCAGAAAGAUUUUCCAUCAUCUCAAAGGCACGGCACUCAACGUCAUCCUGUUGAACAACUCCAAGUUUUAUCAUGUCGGCACCACAGAGGAAUACUUGUUCCACUUCACUGCUGACCCCUGUCUCAGAGCAGAACUCGGCCUGCUCUCUGCUGCCUUCAGUGUGUGUGACUUGGAGCCAUCGGAGAAAACUAGAGUUUGCGUGUCGCACAGCAUCCUGCAUCCCAGUGUGAGCAUGUCCCAGGGCAGUGUUGUGGAAUACUCCAGACUGGAUGCUAGAGUUAAAGUCGGAAGUAGAUCUAUCAUCAGCGGCUGCUGGAUAGGCACCGAUCUGACAGUGCCAAGUGACACCUUCAUACACUCUUUGUCUGUAAACCUGGAUGGAAAAACAGGUUUUGUGACUGUGGUUUUUGGUGUGAAAGAUGAUCUGAAGAAAAGUGUAUCCAGUCCUGCUCAUAUGAAAGCACUGAGUUUGUUUAAGGUUAAUCUGGAGGACUGUGUUGGGCUCUGGGGUUUGUUUCCUGAGAAGGUCAGGUUCUCAGGAGACACAUCUAUGUGUAGUUUGUGGAACGCCUGCAUUUUCCCAGUGUGCUCCAAUCUAAAGGAUUCAUUUGUGAUGUCACUGGGGAUGCUGAAGGCACUGGAUAGUGGAACCAAUUUCACACUACCAAAAAAAGCCACACUUACCUCAUUACAAGAAACUCUGCAGAACAAGAACCUGGAGGAAAUGCUGAAAUUUAGGAAAGAACUUUAUGAAGACAUUCUUAGGGUUAAUUUAAGUAAUUCGGUCUGAGCGUGUGUGUGUGUAAAUGAUCAAUUAUUUCUUUGCGUUUGCUGCUCAGUCCUACGAAUUUGCCACCUUGUAAAAUACAUACAAUUUUUCACAAAUUUGUAUGAGUGAGUUUGUACAAAUUAGCCACCUUGUCAAAAUGAGAUCAGGUUGAGCCAUGUGAUGAAAAUCUUAAAUUGCCCAUAACAAACACUAUAGAAAUACCAAGACAGUGCAACAUGCAGUAUGGUGGAAUAAGUCCCUCCUUCUGAAUAAAAGAGCCAAUCGGCAAUUAGUAAAGUCAUGUGUUGCUGCAGCUGCCAUUAAGAGCUUCGGUUGCCAAAGAAACAGUGUCCUGAGACACACAUGCACACUGGCUGGGCCAGUCUGGAUUAUAAGUCAUUGCCUAAUGGUUAGAGAAUUUGACUCCUAACCCUAAGGUUGUGGGUUCGAGUCUCGGACCGGCAAUACCACGACUGAGGUGCCUUUGAGCAAGGCACUGAACCCC
Molecule: messenger RNA, 2420 nt
Organism: Cyprinus carpio (common carp)
Lineage: Eukaryota; Metazoa; Chordata; Actinopteri; Cypriniformes; Cyprinidae
Product: fucose-1-phosphate guanylyltransferase
Molecular function (GO): transferase activity, transferring phosphorus-containing groups
Source: RefSeq, a predicted model, not a curated record